UGAUUUCCGGCUUAGAAUAACUUUCAGUGUUUUUCACUGCAUAAAGCAAACAUAGCACCACGCAAUUUGUUGGGCGUCGUCGAAUAGUGAUACAAAUAACAUUUGGUUAUAGUGCUACAUGGAUGCAUGGUGAUUCACAAAUGGACUCAAUGGAUCCAGAAAUUGAUUCUGAUGAUGGCAACUGGCCUGAGUUCCAGGACUCCUCUGUUAGAACAGAGAGGUGUCUGUUUGGACGAGAAGAGGUUCAGCUGCCUGAAGUUUUUAUAGAACAGAGUCAUAUAUUUCAAGACGUGUUAUCACAACAGAUGUGGGACACAUCCCUUAGUGAUGCACAAAAACAACAUCUCAUGAAAUUCCUGCCAAAGUUUCCUCAAAAAGAUAGCGAAGAAAAAGAAGAAACUGUCAGGAGAUUAUUCUCUGGUGAUGAGUUUAAGUUUGGAAACCCAUUAACACAGUUUCAGUCACAACUAAGAGAUGGCUUCUACUCCCCCGAUAUAGCGAGAUACACGAAUCUAUGCAAGCAGUACAAAUACCGGGAAUACAAGUUCCGGCAACAGAGGUACUACUCAUCUCUACUCAAAGUUAUCCUGACAAGACAGCGGGUUCUGGAAGAAGUGGGUCAGGUCCCACCAGAACAGCCGAUAAAAUUGAAGAACACACAUGCCCCUCCACCUAAAGACAAGUCACUUGAACACAAGGUCAAGAAGAAAUAUUCAAGGUUACUGAAGGAGGUGCGAGAAGAGUGUGAGGUUGAUGAAACUUCCUCUGAUGAGGAAGAGGAAGCUGUCAGUCCAGUCCAGAGGAGUCGGAGACAACUGUUCAAGUCUCUGGGCCCCAUCCCCUUCCCUGAGCCGACCACACCCAGUGUCCUUGCUACCUUUGCUGCAAAACCCCCCAUUGUCAAUGGUGAUGUUGCAGGUGAGAAUGGUAGCAGUGUGAAGCGUCAGCGUCCCAUCAGCCCAAUGGAAGUUACGGAGGAGGACUUCCGUCAGAUGCUGAGGAGUCACAAGAGGAAGAAGGCUGAUAGUGUGGAGUUGCCCGAGUUGGACACACAGAAUAUCACGCUACAGGACAUUCUGUCUCGGUGUCAGGCCAAUAAGAAAAUCACAGCCAAAGCAUCUCCAUCUUCAAGUACAACUUCACCAACAGCAACAACAGCAGCAGCAACAUCAUCGGCACCAACAACACAAACCUCACCAGUGUUGAAGAAGAAGAUCAAGGGGAAGGAUAGGGAGGAGAAGAAAGCCAAGAAGAAGAUCAAGACAGAGUCUGUGGAUUCUGGCAGUGUGGAUGAGAGAGUUGCCUCCCCUUCCAUACAGACGGCCAGCACGGGACUGGAGGUCCAUCCAGAUAUCCUUACAAGGGAGGACGACACUGUGCCUGACUUUCCUUUACCUGACACUGGACCGUCAAAGUUAGACAACUUCUUCAGUUUACUGCGUGAUGUGAUAAAUGAAUUUCCUGAUCAGCGAGUAACCACAGCCAAGCUGGAAGAGAGGAUUCGAGAAUGGCAGGAGUCCCCAUCAAGCUCUCUCAACUCAUGGUUUCCAAUCCAGGCGUCAUGGGUAGACUGCGUUGUGUCUGCUCUCAAAUUCCUGUCUGGGGAUGUACUGGGUCUGUCGGUAGACAACUUCAUCCCUUAUUUGGACUAUAAGGAGCGGGCCCAGCAGUGGAAGUGGAUUGGGAUGGGGAGAGACACGGAAACAGAGUUAGCUCCCCUGUUCCAGCACUGGAUGAAGAACAAGGAUAACGUGAUGGCCGACGGCCUGGACUCCAGUCAGGGCUCACCGCCCCCACCUAGAGCGAAGACGGCAUUUGUUGUGCGACCAACCAGUCAGGAGGAAAAAGCUACAUUCCAGGAGCAGGAGAAGAAGAGGUUUGAGAAUCCCCACAAGGCUUUCAUCUACCACAUGCAUGGCUAUGAGUCUGUGGUGGGGCCAGUGAAAGGCGUCUACAGCAAGGAUAACGCCAUGAACAAGGCCAGGGAACAUGCCCUGCUGGUGUCUGACCGACCAGCCUUUGUCACCAUACUCACAUUAGUGCGUGAUGCGGCAGCCCGAUUGCCGAACGGUGAGGGAACGAGGGGGGACAUCUGUGAGCUGCUGAAAGACUCUCAGUUCCUGGCUCCAGGGGUCACAGAUACACAGAUCAAUACUGUGGUGAGUGGGGCUCUGGACAGGCUGCACUCGGAGAAGGACCCGUGUGUCAAGUACGAUGUCAAUCGCAAACUCUGGAUUUAUCUCCACAGGAACAGGACAGAGGAAGAAUUUGAACGAAUCCACCAAGCUCAGGGUGCAGCAGUCAAAGCCAAGAAAUCUCUACAGAAACCCAAGACCGCAAAAACAAUCAAAGAUGCAAUAUCCGCCCAAUCUGCUCCACGCCAGACAGUCUCCACCAAUCUUGCCACAGAGGCUGCCGCCACCCUCAAUGUUGAAGAUCUCGCCACUCUGCAGUCUCAGGCAUUGACCAGCCCCUCCAUUGUACACAGCCCCAAAACUCUUGGCCAGACCACGUUCGCACGGACACCACAGUCAAGUCCCAAGAUGGCCUCUCCUAAAAAUGCAAAUCUGACCUUGACCUCAUCUUCUUCCCUCAGUGCUUCUCUUGCUCAAUCUCCUCUCAAGAACACUACCCAUCUGCUGACAUCACCCACCAGUCUAGCUCAAACAUCCAAACCUGUGGGCGUCCCUAUGGUGACGGCCACAGUCCCAGGUGCUAUAACAGCCAUUUCUCAGGUGAAGGCUGAAACUGUUGGACGUAAAAAUCAAACUGUGAACUUGCUGCAACAGCAGCAUUUAAUAAGACAAGGCGGUGCCAUCACCGCAGCAUUAGCCAAUCAGCAAGUAGGGCAGAAUGUAACCAUGACAACAAAGGGCGAGAUGGUGCUACAGCGACCAACCAGUACGUCAGUGACUGUUGCAGGUGCUCAUCAGGUGCCAAACACAGCCAAACUUAUCUCGUUAGCACAGGUGACGACAGGUAUGGGGACGAUGACGACUCCGGUGUCGACGGUGGUGAGUUCGAUGUCUGGAGCGGACAGUCAGGCUGUAGCAAGGCUGAUACAGCAGGUGCAAGGGGGACCACAGAUGUUGUCAGUCAGCAACCUUCUGGCUGCUGGAGGGGCAAGUACACCCAGAUUACAGGGUGCAAACCCACGCACAACAACCAUCAAGAUUCAAGGAAGCAGCAUAGUCCCUCCUGUUGGAGGCAAACCCAUCCAGAUCAGUGGGAAGCCCCUCACUCACUCUAAGAGCCUGAUGCAGCUAGGGGGAAAGAACCAGCAGUCCCUGGGGAUGAUCCACACACAACAGUUGUCGGCAAUCAGUAUCAUACCACAGACAAUCACCACCUGCAUCGCCACCCUCUCACAGCCGCGCAGUGUCGUGUCUUCAGCGACCUCCAACACAGGUGUGACGGAGGUAUCCACAAGCGGACAACAGCACAUGACGGUGGGGCAGCCAAAGAUGACCAUAGUGGGUCAGGUGGGGCCCAUCACGUCCACGCAGGCCCAGACAGUGAACAUGGGAGGUCAGCCCAGGGUUGUGAACACCUCGCCUGGAGGGAUCUUCGUCACACAUCUCGCACCAGGAAUCUCACUCAGACCAGGUUUACCAGGGGUGGGCCAGGCCAAGAUGGUGUCGGCCAGCCAGGCUGGUCUAGCACAGCUCAUCAUGCAGCAGACACCUCAGGGACUGAAGGCUGCGGGCGGUGAAACGGUCGGGGUCGUGCCCAAUGUCUCACAGGGAACACCUAUCAUCGUCAGCAAUGCAGGGAAAGGUGGUCAGAACAUCCAGGUGGUGCGGACCGUGUUGUCCCAGCAGGCUGGUCUGAAGCCAGGGCAAGCCACCAUCCUCAUCUCGCAGCCCACCCUCCAGCAGAACCCAGCCACCAUGAUGUCCACAUCCCAGGUCAUCCAGACCACCAAGUCCGUCCGGGGCUCGCCCAAAGGCAAACCACAGCCGGUGUACGCACGUAUCAUUACGCCCCCACCGGGGAUGAAGCUGACGAAUGUGCCCCAAGGCACGUCUGUUGGUGCCUCUGGUGUUAGUGUUAUACAGACUGUAGGGAAACUAGUGAACAAUGUAACAACAGCAACUGUGCAUCAUCCUACGGUGACAACGGUGACGGUGGCCACGCCACCAUCAACACCGUUGGCAGCUGUAGAGAUCGGAGACGGAACAGGAAAGACAGAUUCUGGAGAAAGUAAAUCUUAGGGUAUGAUUAAGACCGUCUGCUCAGACAUUAUAAUCUUCUUCAUCUGGGAUGUUAUGGAGUCUGUACAGAGACUACUAGCCGAAGUUGUUUAACAACAUCAAUGAUAUUGUGUGUGUCUGGUGUGCUUGCUCAACAGAACAUGUCCAGAUGUGGAACAAGGGGACAGGAUGUCUGAAAGAACAAUGAAAUUAUUAAUGUUGUUGGGAAGUUCAAUAUCCAAUAUUACUGUGCUAAAGACAACAGAAAGUGUAAUACAUAUUAGGUGGCUGGUAAUUCAAGGAGCUGCAGGUUCAAUGAGUGUACAGCUUUAUUGGACAUGAGGACAAUUCCAUACCUACAUUUUGAACAGGAGUGAAACAUGGAAAGCUAGUAAUGACCUCCAUGGAAAGCUUGGAAUGACCUCCAUGGAAAGCUUGGAAAAACCUCCAUGGAAAGCUAGGAAUGACCUCCAUGGAAGCUAGUAAUGACCUCCAUGGAAAGCUAGUAAUGACCUCCGCGGACAGCUAGUAAUGACCUCCAUGGAAAGCUUGGAACCACCUCCAUGGAAAGCUUGGAACGACCUCCAUGGAAAACUAGUAAUGACCUCAAUGGAAAGCUUGGAACAACCUCCAUGGAAAGCUAGUAAUGACCUCAAUGGAAAGCUUGGAAUGACCUCCAUGGAAAGCUUGGAAUGACCUCCAUGGAGAGCUUGGAACGACCUCCAUGGAAAGCUAGUAAUGACCUCAAUGGAAAGCUUGGAACGACCUCCAUGGAAAGCUUGGAACGACCUCCAUGGAAAGCUAGUAAUGACCACUAUGGAAAGCUUGGAACGACCUCCAUGGAAAGCUAGUAACGACCUCAAUGGAAAGCUUGGAACGACCUCAAUGGAAAGCUUGGAACGACCUCCAUGGAAAGCUAGUAAUUACCUCAAUGGUAAGCUUGGAAUGACCUCAAUGGAAAGCUUGGAACGACCUCCAUGGAAGGCUUGGAAUGACCUCAAUGGAAAGUUCGGAACAGCCUCCAUGGAAAGCUAGUAAUGACCUCCAUGGAAAGCUUGGAAUGACCUCCAUGGAAAGCUUGGAACGACCUCCAUGGAAAGCUUGGAAUGACCUCCAUGGAAAGCUAGGAAUGACCUCAAUGGAAAGCUUGGAAUGACCUCCAUGGAAAGCUUGGAAUGACCUGCAUUCAGUCACCUGAGAUCAAGCAGUGUGAGCCCGACUUGCCCGAGGUGUGUCACAAUUGUGUUCAAGAUGACACUGUCUCAUGCCAUUUCACUUGCAUCACCCAACUAGAAUCAUGAUGUACCCUAACAAACAACUAGACUCACAGGAUAAAAGGCCUUGUGUUUGUCUGAAGGAUUUAUCAAUUAGGACUUUCUCUACCAAGUUGUUUGAAGUAGUGCAAUUACUGUGCAGAGUUGUGUCCCUUAGGCUUGCCAGAAUCCUCUGACCACGGGUUCAGAUUCCAUUAUGUUUCCAGGUUUGUCAGCACCAUAUCCCUGCUCGGGGUUUCACCAAAGUGGUAGACAUCUUUAGACUUACAUUGUGUUUCAUCCAUCAUUUAGCUGUAUGUCACUCAUUGCUCAGUAUAGUCAGCAGAAAUUAUCCCAGGACGGUGAUGUUUUGACUUAAGCAACUGUUAUGAAGCAUCAGGUUUGUUUGGAAUGGUAUAAAGCUCAGGUAAUUGUAAUUCUUACGUUAAAAUUUAAAUCCACUCAAAACAUUAACUGAAAGACAAGUAAAGACUGACAGACUGUGAUGUUUUUACCGAUAAUGGCUGGGGUUGCACUAUAACAUAAACAUCAAGAUGUAAAUUAUAUGCGAAUGGUAAACAUGUCAUCAAAGGUCAAAUGAAAAGUCUGGCAACUAGUGGUCAAGGUCACUUACUUACUGUGUACCCAUGUUAGUAAUCACAAUCACCAUACAUAGACGUACGAUUAUUGUAACUCUACGAUUGUUUUGGGGAACGGGAUCCAGGGCUGCAUUCCACUACGUAAUCACAACUAUCGUACAUACCACUUACGACUGUUGUAACUCUACGAUUGCUUUAUGGAACGGGUCCGAGGGCUGCUUUCCACUACGUAAUCACAACUAUCGUACAUACCACUUACGACUGUCGUAACUCUACGAUUGCUUUGUGGAACGGGUCCGAAGGCUGCAUUCCACUGCGUAAUCACAACUAUCGUACGUAGACUUACGACUGUCGUAACUCUACGAUUGCUUUGUGGAAAGGGUCCGAGGGCUGCAUUCCCAAGUCAUCACAUUACAUAGACUUCCAAACAGGGCAGUUUUAAUUGUUUGAACAAAGAGGGUUAACAGGGAGGUUCUAAACCUGCCCAUUCCAUGUCUGUUGUUGUGAAUGGUACUCAUUGUAUGAUUGUUGAAGUUCUCGUUUACUUUAAAUUCCUAUUUUGUUGUGGAUUUUGUUGUCGUUUCAGUGAGUACAUGCUAUGAUGUGUAGGCUUCCUCACCUGUUGUUUGUUCUGGCUUCGAGUGAUUGCAUAUGCAGCAUCCAGAUUCUCAAAGUUAGCAUCCCAGGAUCAGGGCUCCAGACAGCUGGCACACAAAUACAAAUGAAGAUUGUGAAAACCACCACCACUCUGUGUAACUCACAAAUAUUCACUCACAUGGGGUUUGAUAGGUUUCUUGGGUGUUCAGUAUAAUUUGACUGGCCGACAAGGCUGUUGGUAUCUCUUUAUCAUGGGGUUGAUAUUUUUGUAACAAAAUAUUCCCCCAGAAUAGUGACCUUGAUAUGUUUUCACAUACUGCAUGAAAUAUAUCAUGUUGUGUUAACAGUGACAAACUGUGAAGAUCCGGGUUAGAAUUGGUCUUCAGUAACCCAUGCUUGUUGUAAGAGGCAAGUAACGAGAUCGGGUGGUCAGGCUCGUUGACUUGGUUGACACAUCACCGUACCCCAGUUGUGUAGAUUGAUGCUCAUGAUGUUGAUCACUGGAUCAUCUGGUCCAGACUCGAGUAUUUACAGACUACCGCCAUUUUGCUGGAAUAUUGUCGAAUGAUGGUUCUAGUCUCACCUAAACAGCAACAAACCAACUUUGACAGAUGUCGGACAUUUUCUAUGCAUUAAUCACUACAGCUGAGUUCCUGCACAUGUGAUUCCUGCACGCUGACUAUAAUCAAUGGCAAGAUUGACAGUUGUGGAAGAUAAAACAGAGAUAUUGGAUGAUUACGCAGAGAGUUUAUCUUUAUCAGGGUCUUCAUUUGUAUUUGUGCUGAAGUCAAAUUGAAUUAAUUGGGUAGUGGUGAUUUCCUUUAGCAUGUCUUAAGCAAAUAUGCAGCUUGUCUGGAGCUCAGAAAAACAGUUUUGUAUCGGUUUAAGAAACUCACAUUUGCCAGAAUGUAACAAAGCUAAGGCAGAAGUGUCUGCAUGGUACUGAUGAGCCCAGAAGCCUUGAAGCAGUUCUUCCUGAACUUCAGUCACUGGUCAGAUUUAUUAGAACUCCACACAGAUGAGCUGUGAGAAUAUGAAUGAUAGGUUCUAGUUUAGAGAAUAGGCGAGACUAGAACCAUCAUUUGUAACUUUGUGAUGUAGAGUACAAGCAAACUAAUACUUAAAUAUUUCCUCUAAUUGUUUAGCAAAGAUUGCACUUGGCUCACUUGCACAAGGCGAUCCUAUGGCUACGACAAUUGUAAGACUAUGUUAAAGUAUAGGAGUUCCAAUUGUCGUAACGCUAAGAUGUCUUUCUGCAAGUGGGCCCAGGGCGUCGUUCCACAAAGCAAUCGUAGCGCUAAGAUGUCUUUCUGAAAGUGGGCCCAGGGCGUCGUUCCACAAAGCAAUCAUAACCCUAAGACGAUCGUAACUCCCAUACUUUAACAUAGACUUAGGACUGUCAUUGCACUACAAUCGCUUCGUGGAACGAGGCCCAGAUCAGUUUGUGAAGCACAGCCAGAAUAACUUGAACUACACCUAAAACUCAGUGUUCUGUGGUUAUAGUUAAAGCUUCAUUCGUAAAUGGUGAACUAAUUUAGCUCAAAGAAACAGUUUCACUCCCAUGGAACCCAGCAAAUAUGUGUGCGUGUUUUGAUGUUCUUGUCCCAGAAUGCAACACAUGUGAAUCAAGUAGUUGACAUGCAGUACAUUGUAUUUUACUUGUGAUGGUUAUUCAGGAAUCUAUUAGUGUGUGAAGUGUCAGUGUGUGUGUAUGUGUGUACCCAUGUGUGUGUGUCUGCACGGACAUCUGUAUGCGUUCUUACAAGCCUGCUGGCUCAGGUGUUGAUUGUAUCUGUGUUUAACCAUCAUCAAUUGGAGAACCAUCAGAGAUUACAUAGCAAGCAUCUUUCCAAGCACAGAAGUUUGUACAGAUUAUUUGUUCAAGUAAAUGCAGUGACAGAAAAUACUUUCUCUAACAUAAGUCCAGAAUAUUUACUGGCUGGUCCCCAAGUUGUAAGGCAUUUUAUAAUUUAGAUCCCUGUAGCCUAUACAGUAAAACUGUUAAUGUCGGGAAAAGAAAAUCAUAAUCAUCACCAUCAUCAUCAUCAUCAUCAUUUUCGUCAUCAACCAGUCAUUUAACAUGUUUAUGGGCCAUGUUUUUUACACUUUCUGUUUCAGUGAAACAGUCAACGGCUCUUGUUGUCAUACCAACUUCUAUGAAGGAUGACUUGAUUUCAGACAUCACUUUGUUCAACUUAAUCAUUUGUGUUACAUUUUGUAUGCUAUUAUGUAUUAUUUAUGUUGAUGAAGCCACUUUGGCUUUCUGUGCUAUAAUCUCUUUGUGUCUAAUCCAGGGAUUCAGAUGUUGUUGUUGUUAGAGAACUUUCACAGAUGAAUGUGUGAGUGAGUGAGUUUCCACUCCUGUAUAGUGAAUGAUGAUAGCUCAGUUGUAUAUGCAGUCUCUGAAGAAAUUGUGUAUUGUGAUAUAUUGUAAAUAUGUACAUUUUCCAAAACUCACUUUUGGUCUCUGCUGAUGAGAAAUACUGACAAUUGAAAUAUAAUUUAUUAGAUAUG
Messenger RNA from Haliotis rubra (blacklip abalone), 9156 nucleotides. Its product is annotated as nuclear factor related to kappa-B-binding protein-like. Gene Ontology annotation, cellular component: Ino80 complex. The record is from RefSeq and is a predicted model, not a curated record. Gene Ontology annotation, molecular function: protease binding. NCBI's taxonomy places the organism in Eukaryota, Metazoa, Mollusca, Gastropoda, Lepetellida, Haliotidae.